Molecule: messenger RNA, 2942 nt
Organism: Musa acuminata AAA Group (dessert banana)
Lineage: Eukaryota; Viridiplantae; Streptophyta; Magnoliopsida; Zingiberales; Musaceae
Product: NAD(P)H-quinone oxidoreductase subunit H, chloroplastic
Exons: 1
Coding region: 768-1949 (393 amino acids)
Cellular component (GO): chloroplast thylakoid membrane
Molecular function (GO): quinone binding; NAD binding; oxidoreductase activity, acting on NAD(P)H
Source: RefSeq, a predicted model, not a curated record
UCAGAAUUAUUUAAUAGUAUAUUUCCUAUAUAUCACAUGCCGUUUUCAGUAAAUAAAAACCGAAAGAUGUACGCAUAUGGUGUGUUACGUUCUGGUACAUGAUACGUAUUUACUUGUGUAUCAAUUCAAUUGAAUCUAGAAAGAAAUCUACAGAAUCUUUUUAGGUGCAAAGAAAUCAUUCUCUUUCGUAAAUGCAGAAAUAUAUUAUCCUUUUCUUUUCUAUCUAAAUCAAAUGGAAAAUUUGAUUUAGAUAGAAACGGAUAAAUCUAAAUUUUUGCGUGUACUAGAUUAAAAAAAAUUGACAUAAUAUAAUAAUUAUUAUUUUAUUUUUCCUGAUCGGUAAAAUCCAUGGCAUGGAAAAGAAAGAAAAGAAAAAGAUAAAAAAAGUUUUAUGGUCAAAAAUUCAUUCAUUUCACUUCUUCCACAAGAAGAAAAAGAAGAAAACAGGGGUUCUGUUGAAUUUCAAGUAUUAAGUUUCACCAAUAAGAUACGAAGACUUACUUCACAUUUGGAAUUGCACAAAAGAGAUUUUUUAUCACAAAGAGGUCUACAAAAAAUUCUGAGAAAACGUCAACGUCUGCUGGCUUAUUUGUCAAAGAAAAAUAGAGCGCGUUAUAAGAAAUUAAUUGACCAGUUGGAUAUUCGGGAGCCAAAAAAUCGUUAAUUAAAUCGUUUGAAUUAGUAUAGUAGUUAUUAGAUUUUUUAUUUUGAUGAACCUCCUACUUUUUUGAGGAAUUCAUGAAAUAAUGAAUUAAGGAAGAAAAGAUAUGACUGUACCGGCUACAAAAAAAGAUUUCAUGAUAGUUAAUAUGGGUCCUCACCACCCAUCAAUGCAUGGUGUUCUUCGACUGAUCGUUACUCUCGAUGGUGAAGAUGUUAUUGACUGUGAACCCAUAUUGGGCUAUUUACACAGAGGGAUGGAAAAAAUAGCGGAAAACCGAACAAUUAUACAAUAUCUGCCUUAUGUAACACGUUGGGAUUAUUUAGCUACUAUGUUCACAGAGGCAAUAACGGUAAAUGCACCAGAACAACUGGAAAAUGUUCAAGUACCUAAAAGGGCUAGCUAUAUCAGAGUAAUUAUGCUGGAGCUGAGCCGUAUAGCUUCUCAUUUGUUAUGGCUUGGGCCUUUUAUGGCGGAUAUCGGCGCGCAGACUCCCUUUUUCUAUAUUUUCAGAGAGAGAGAAUUGAUAUAUGAUUUAUUCGAAGCCGCCACAGGUAUGCGAAUGAUGCAUAAUUAUUUCCGCAUCGGAGGAGUAGCUGCCGAUCUACCUUAUGGCUGGAUAGAUAAAUGUUUGGAUUUUUGCGAUUAUUUUUUAACAGGAAUUGUUGAAUAUCAAAAACUCAUUACGCGAAAUCCCAUUUUUUUGGAGCGAGUCGAAGGAGUGGGCAUUAUUGGUGGAGAGGAAGCAAUAAAUUGGGGUUUAUCAGGACCGAUGUUACGAGCUUCUGGAACACAAUGGGAUCUUCGUAAAAUUGAUAAUUAUGAGUGUUACAAUGAAUUCGAUUGGGAAGUCCAAUGGCAAAAAGAAGGAGAUUCGUUAGCUCGUUAUUUAGUACGAAUCGGUGAAAUGAGGGAAUCUAUAAAAAUAAUUCAACAGGCUCUAGAAGGAAUUCCUGGAGGACCCUAUGAGAAUUUAGAAGUCCGACGCUUUGAUAGAGCAAAAAAUUCCGAAUGGAAUGAUUUUGAAUAUAGAUUUAUUAGUAAAAAACCUUCACCCAAUUUUGAAUUGUCGAAACAAGAACUUUACGUGAGAGUAGAAGCCCCAAAAGGGGAAUUAGGAAUUUAUUUGAUAGGAGAUAAUAGUGUUUUCCCUUGGAGAUGGAAAAUUCGUCCACCCGGCUUCAUAAAUUUGCAAAUUCUUCCUCAGCUAGUUAAAAGAAUGAAAUUGGCUGAUAUCAUGACGAUACUAGGUAGUAUAGAUAUCAUUAUGGGAGAGGUUGAUCGUUGAAAUGAUAAUUGAUACGACAGAAGUACAAACUAUCAAUUCUUUUUCUAUAUCGGAAUCCUUAAAAGAAGUAUAUGGACUCAUAUGGAUCUUUGUACCCAUUUUGACCCUUAUAUUGGGAAUUACAAUAGGGGUACUAGUAAUUGUGUGGUUAGAAAGAGAAAUAUCUGCAGCGAUACAACAACGUAUUGGGCCUGAAUAUGCCGGCCCCUUGGGAAUUCUUCAAGCUCUAGCAGAUGGAACUAAACUACUUUUUAAAGAAGACCUUCUCCCAUCUAGAGGAGAUGUUCGUUUGUUUAGUAUUGGACCGUCUAUAGUGGUCAUAUCAAUUCUACUAAGUUAUUUAGUAAUUCCUUUUGGGUAUCGCCUCAUUUUAGCCGAUCUCAGUAUAGGUGUUUUUUUAUGGGUCGCCAUUUCAAGUAUUGCUCCUAUUGGGCUUCUUAUGUCAGGAUACGGAUCGAAUAAUAAAUAUUCCUUUUCAGGUGGUCUACGAGCUGCUGCUCAAUCUAUUAGUUAUGAAAUACCAUUAACUCUAUGUGUGUUAUCAAUAUCUCUACGUGUGAUUCGUUGAACAUGAACUUUAUACUUCUUUCCUAGAAGUAAAGGAAAGAAGUUGAAUGUAAUGUAUUGAAUAGGUAUUUUAUUUUUUAUUCAUCAUUCGGGUCAAUGAGUUAAACCAGAUAGUUAUAUGAGUGAAACAAAACAACUUAGAAGUUUGCAGUAAGAAGAUAAAAUCUCAUUUCAUAUGUACAAGAAUAAAGUUGAAGUAAACAUAAGCAGUGUAAACUGUUUACCCCAAGAUUAAGAUUCUUUCAUUAGUCAUCAUAUCUUGGAGCGGGUGUAAAAGAUCAACUGUAUGGAGUUUUCAUUACUGUCUUGUAUUUAUUACCAUGCCGUAGAUCAAUCAAAAAUCAGUGGACGGUUAGGAACACCAAAGUGCACAAAGGAUUAGUAAUAGAGAUAAUGUAAGGUAUCAAAAAAAGAGAUAUUUCUACA